Molecule: messenger RNA, 7520 nt
Organism: Symbiodinium sp. CCMP2456
Lineage: Eukaryota; Dinophyceae; Suessiales; Symbiodiniaceae
Source: the annotation of a GenBank genome assembly
AUGGAUCCAUUCGUGGCCUCGGUGGUCACGCUGGAUGGCCGGCCGGGUCUCUUCAGCUGUGCGGAUGCCAGCUGCCAGGCCGCAUUUUUGGAGCUAGAUGGCGUGGCCGCACUUGCGGAUGGCUUCCACGAAGUGGCCGUGCCAUCCGGUGUGAAGGCCGCUGAUGGACAGGAGCUCUUUGCGACCUUCCGCUCCAGCUUUUUAGUGCACCGUGGACGUGACGUGAUUGCGGACCCGCAGAUGCACGAGCAGCCGGGGCUAGUUUGUAUGGACUUUGGACAUCUUUGCCAUGAGGCAUCGGGGGCCAAAUGGAUGAGGAUGCAGAAUGUGCGGCAGCAUAGCAAGUGGUCGGAGUGGCUUCCAUAUCAGAAUGUGAGCGACUGGCCGGUCUACCCGGGCAUCCCGGUCUUGGUACAGUACCAUGCUGGAUCCAGUAGCAGCUACAUCGUUGGCGACUGCGUUCUGGCAGAUGGGAUGCGCUGCCAUGCUAGCUGGCACGACGAGAUGUUCCUGCGUGGGGAUUUCAAUGGGUGGGGUGACAUCCAGGACGGUCGUAUGCGACGGGUCGGCCACUUCACAUGGGCAGCAAACAUCACACUCUCGCGGUUCUCCAGGGCCAAGUUUGCACCGCAGAAGGGCUGGUCGAAGUCGUACGGGGUGCAUCCAAGGCGGCCGCUGCUCUAUGCCCUGCCGACCUUCGAUCCCAGGUUCACCAACUUCCAGUAUGACCCGCUGAUUUCAGGAACAGAUGCCACCCGACAGUGGAUGGUGCAGAAGGACUUCUGGUCAGCGGAGGAGUCUAUGGCUUCCGGCGCAGAGUUUGCCAGCGAGCUAUGGAUCGGAUAUCAGUGCACGGCGGAAGAACCGAAGUGCCCCGUGCCAUCGCAAGACUCGAACAAGUGGAGGUGCUACGGGUUCUCCAGUUCGCAGGACGUGGCGAGGCCAAGCGUCAACCAGCCCACUCUGGAAUGUGCACCGGGAGCACAACCAGAGCCCGAAGCUAUGGAUGCUGGUGAAGAGUCUGCCGCGGUGCCCGAAAGCCUUGAGGACGGGGCAACUGUGGAAGAGACGGUGGCGUGGAGCCGUGCAAGGCUAUCACAGGCAGAAAGAGAGCUGGGAGCUUGGAGCCUGGAGCCACCUUUUGAGACCCACGAGACCCCCGGUCAAAGCCCAAAAGAGCGCCGAAGGAGGAACUUCCGAGUCCGCCUCGACAAGGCCUUGGAAACCGUGGCGCGCGUCUUGGAGGCAUCAAGGCAGCCGAAGGCUGCGGCAGAUGUAUUCCAUCGCUAUUUGGACAAGUUCCUUCUCGUCGAAUUCCUGACGAACUCUGCUCUUGCCUCCCAGAUCAGCUGCCUCCAGGCACUGGGCCUGACCUCCGCGCAGCUGCAGAUGCUGCGGAGCUGGGCAUCGGAAAACAGCGUCUCGCUCCAAUUCUGUGCAGAAGAGCGGUGCAAGUUUCUCCGGGAGGAGUCCAGAGACAUCGAGGGCUCUCGCAGGGUGGAAGAGGUGAAAGUGGCUGGGGCCAGCAUAGUCGAGACCACUACGAAGGUGGUCACCACCGUGACGGAAUACGUCUGGAGCUUCAGCGUCCAAUACGAGCUGACAGCGUUUCGCGGUGUAGGUGCAGAAGCCGACGACCGAAUCGUCUUUAGGAGCCGUAGUGGUACGUCUGAGAUAAAGACAUCAGGAAAGGUGCCACCCUUUCCCGAAGUGAAGGUGCACAAGCCGGAUCCAGUUAACGUGAGCUUCCUGUUGCGUUCGUUGCGAGAGGAUGCUCCUCAGUCGGCGGGCUUCAGCAUCCGCCGUCAGGAUGCCAAGUGCAGGACACCAACGCGCAACUCUGAGGUAGAGGCCUCCCAGAAGUACUUUGGCCAGUUCCGAACCUGGGGUGAGGCCAUCGUCCAUUAUCUGGUGGAGAUGUGCCGCAAGAUCGAUACCAAGAGCUUUGAAACUUCGGUGACCGAUGAGGGCAUCUUCCAGCCUGUCCUUCCGCUCCUGGAAGAUCCGAACACGCGGGCUAUUGUCCAGGUCCCCGGCUCGGGCGAUCUGAUCGAUCUUGGCAGCCAAGAUCCGGACCGAGGGGCCACGCUCAGCCUCGGAGAUGCGAACAGGUUCCUGCAGGAAGAAAGACGAUCCCUGGAGGCAAAGUUUGGGGAACUGGCCCAGGUCUUCCCUCAGUCCGACUCCGUCAUCACCGCGGCGGAAGCGCAACUGGUCGCGACGACUUUGCACUGCUGUGCAGUGUGUCGCCAAUACGACGAGUCAUUGAGAUACGUCGAGAGCAUGCUUCGAGCUCAGCUGCUAGCAGCCAUUGGCAAGUCGGUGUCUCCAAAGGACUUCUCGGACUACAUGAACUUUCACAACCGGAAGCUCUUCGCUGACGCCUUCGCUCCGCAGCCUUUCUGCUUCGCCGUGAGACGCUCCGAGCUCCACAGCCCGGAAGGUACCGUCAGCAUCGAGAAGGGGGGAGAACCGGUUUCAACGAUGGUGGCUCAAACAGAAGCCUCCUGGCCCAUGGAGUUCGCAUUGAAUGCCUCCUCCAGCGUUUCAUUUGUUGGCCAGCACUAUCUGCAUGCCUUCUUAUCGCAUCAGUUUACGACUGACCUCUUUGGAAGAUCCAGCAAAGAGGCCUUCCAGCUGGUCUCUCGAGCUCGGCAGUUCAGCUCAAUGAUCGUUCUUGUUGGACGGGUGGUCUCUUCAACUACCUUUGACCCGAAGCAGGCCUUUAUUGUUCAGAACAAGGACGAGCUGUCCAUCGGGUUGGAGCUAUCGACCAUCCCGACUGCUCGCGAAUUCCGAGAUGCCAUCGAGUCACUCUCGCCGGAGCAGCAGAGGUUUGCGAAGGCGAUCCGCUCCAUGCAGCUGGAGAGCACGCUCUUUGGGCUGGUGAUCGUCCACAUCAAGCCCCAGCUGGAGAAGGUGCUUAACCUGCCCAAUGACAGCCUAACCAAGGAGAUCAAGCUGACGCAAGACCUCAUGCAACUCUUCAUCAAGUUCCAGAUUCCGAGCGAUCUCCUCUCGUUCUCAGGUCCGCCGGAGGCCAGCGAAACGGAGCGGCUCGCCACUGUCAAGGGCCAUGUCCAGGCCAUGCAAAGCAUGCUGUCGAUCUCCCAGAAGGAGGAGUUGGUCCAGAACUUCGCCGAAAAGGCCUUCCAGGAGGCUAGCGACCCUUUUGGCAGCACUGGUGGAGGCUGCCACUUCGACAUGGACCACCUCUUCGGUGGAGUGCCCGCAAUGGGCGCGCCCGUGCCGACGGGCAUGCCGGCCAUGGCGAUGCCGAUGAUGCAGGUGCCACAGCAUGCACCUGCACCGACAACAUCCCUCUUCGGGACCUCCUGCUCUCCAUUCGGCAGCACGGGAGGAGGGCUCUUCAGCUUUCCUUCUGGCACCGGCGGAUCGAUCUUCGGUGCGCAGGGCGGAGGUGGAGGUGGAGGGUCGCUUUUCGGAAACUCCGGCCCAUCCUCUUUUGGAGGUGCAGCGGCAUCCGUGCAAGAGGACCAUCAACGAUCCUGCCAACAGGCGCAACAGGCAGCUCCAAGCAGGCCCGCUGUCCAGCAGCCAGCUCCGCAGCCGGAUGAGCCCAUGGACACUUCAACCGAAGCGCAGGACGAGCGUUUGAUGACCAGGGACUACACGCAGCUACCCGUGCAGCUGGACCAGCGCUUUGAGAAACUGCAAACAGGGGGGGCUCUCAGAGCAGCGAUCCUGAAUUUGCAGGAUGCCUGGCAAAAGAAGUCACAGCAAGCUCUGCUGGCACAACCGAGCCAAACCUCGAUUGGGGUUGAUGAGCAGAAGCAGGAGAAGUUGGCGGCCUUCGAGCUCCUCGAUGCGCUCACGAAGUCCGGUGCCCUGCCUCUGGUGAACGCAAGCCUUCACGUGGUUGUUGCAGCGGUGCACUGCUUCGACAAGACGGUGACAGAGACCGUGAUCCAAGACAACAUGAACCCCAUCGAGAAUGUAGAGCGUUCGGCGUUGAUCAUGGCCUCCACCAUUCAUCAGCAGCCGGUUGCUGCGCUGCUUCGAGUUUCUCGGAACACCGAGGAUUUGAUCGAUGCUUGUAGGCUUCGCAGCAAGCCCGGCUUCGAGCAACAUCUCCCGGCCUCUUUUUGGUUGGGGAGUGACGGCAAGCCUCCGACGUUUGGGGAAGCAGGAUUGCGCCGAAUGCCAUCGCCGGAGGACUGGAACAGCGAGGUGGUCUACAGCGUCAUGGUAGACAGGUUUGCGAAUGGAGAUAUAACGAACGACCUCCACAACAUCCCGCACUAUCAGAAGCAGGAUCUGAAGUCAGGGGAGCCGUGGAAUCUCCACCAGUGGCGGCAUGGUGGAGACUUGCUCGGAAUACUUGGAAGGCUGAGCUACAUGAAGCACCUGGGUGCCACGGUGGUUGCCCUGUCGCCAGUCUUCCUGAACUCCGGGGGGGAGUACCACGGCUACUCAAUCUCAGAUCUCUCCAAGAUCGAUCCCGGCUUUGGCGACGCGAAGCUGCUGCAGACGCUGGUGGCCGAGGCUGGGCUCCGGCUCUCCGUGAGGUUGGAUGUGCAGGUGAACCAUGCAGUGGCUACUGGUCUGGCGUACAGGUCAGUCCACAUGGAUCCGGUCUCGCAGGUCAGCAACUGUGUGGCUUCUUUCGAGGAGGUCUAUCGCAACACCAGCGGUGGCCAGCCAAAGCGGUCGCACCAGCGCUCCCUGAGCUUCGGCGUGCUUCCUCGGCAUCUGCACCACCAGGAGUACGAGGCCUGUGCCUUUCCGGUCGCGAGAAGUUGGUGGGUCAGCCUCAGCGAGGCAUUUGUGCUCAGGCUGAAGAAGGCGAAAGCAAUGCCCACCGGCAGCUUUGUCUCAUCCCGAAAGGAGGCCAUGGACCACGUCGCACCUCGCGCCAACGCCUUCCGCAAGUUCAUGGCUGUUUGUGAGACAGUCUGCCUGGAGUUUGAGCGCGAGGUGCGGGAGAUGUCGGAGGACAUCUUGAUGUAUCGUGGGGAGUUGGCCCGCUGCGCCGACCUGCUGGCCUUUCAGUUGGGAAAGGAAAAGCAGUAUCACAACAUGCUGGAGAACAUAGCGGAAAAUACGUCUGUUCUAAUAGGGAAGUCAUCAGAACUUGGCCAAAAACAUGAUGCCCAUGAACCGCUGCGCGAACAGAUGAACCAGAUCAUGGACGUUAUCAUGAACACGCACAAGGAUGUGAAUGCUGGACAUGGAGCAGUUCACCAGGAUCACCGACAGAUGGUAGAGAGUCACUUGAUGACGUCCGCCCAGCUCCAGAAUCAGGCGGCGGCUGUUCAGGCGGAGCUGGACAACAUCAUGAAGGUCCUUAACGUGCCCGUCGUCGGAUACACGAAGGUGGAGUGCUUCAUUGGCUGGGAGAAGUGCACCAGUCGUGCCCUCACCAGCAGCGCCUGUGAAAUCGACCGGGCAAUCUCCUGGCAUGUCCGUUGGCAGUCCGGGGAGCAUGGGGAGUCCGGGUGGGACCGCUGGGAAGAAGCCUCUGGGUGCAUCUCCUGCACAGACCAUGGCCGGCUAUGGUGCAAGGGUGGGAACCAUGGCUCCUGGAAUGACGAACUUGGGGAACAGAGGGCAGCUGGCCUGAGAAAGCCUGGAACACCCGUAUCCGGUCCAAAGGAAAGCAGCCUCGAAGAGUUUCAGCUUGGGAGGUACGCAAACCUGUCGAUCUGCAAUCGCUCCACCAUCCCGCAUCCUUGCUCUGUGCGUCAGGUCUCUACAAACUUGCUGAAGUAUUGGAUCGCUUAUGCCGACAUCGAUGGGCUCCGCUUGUCCUCUGUGGGUUUCAUGUCCGCAGACUUCACGGCCUAUCUGUCAACACAUCUCAGGCGGUAUGCAACCAAACUGGGGAAAGAGCAGUUCUUCAUGAUCGGGGAAGUUGAUCUCAGCGACCAGCCCUUUGGCCUUCAACACGUGGGCACGAUGUCUGGAGCACCGCCGCAAAGAUUGCCUUAUCAGUUGAAGCGGGCCAGAGAGGAGCUAUGUCCAUACUACUCCGGGUUGCGACCAGCGACUCCAGGCUUGAUGGCAGCGUACCCGACAGCCGAAGUUGCACACUUACGCUCGGUGACCAGCUCCAAGAUCUCCCCGGCAGAGUUCUUCCAAAGCCAGAUCUAUCUCAAGGCUCAGGAGGUGCAGCGGGACAUCGCCAAUGUUGCCGACGUCAGGUCAGCCUGGACAGCAGCAGAAUCAUAUCAGCUGCCACGUUUACUGUCGGUCAGCACGUCGCCCGGAGAUGAUGAUCUCCACUCCUGGCGCAUCCUGUACGCAUCUGCUUGGAGCCUCACUUGGCGUGGCAUUCCGGAGAUCUGGUACGGCGCAGAGUUCGGCUUUACGGGGCUUUGCUAUGCCAACGAUGCAGAGCGAAAGGAGCUCCUGGAUAGGAUGGUGGCAGCCAAGAUCAGUGCUACCGUGGCCGAGGACCUUCUCCAGCACUGUGACUACCGGGCCAAGGGUGCUGGCUCUGUGGAUCGCGGCUUCUGGCGUCAGGACAUGUUCACUGGUGGACCUAUGGAGUUGGGCCGUGCUGCCUUCGACUCGCAAGCACUUCCUCCGAGCCCAGUGCAGCUGCGGGCGCGCCUGAUGGAGGCAGCUCCGCCCCACUGGUGCGAGGAGCCGAUGUUCGACCGGACCAGUCAGGUCUUCCGCUACAGUCGGGCGCUGAUUCGGAUCCGCCGCUCUUGCCCCGGCCUUCGCAGCGCCACCGCCGUGGAGGCGAAGGCUUAUGGCCAGGCCUCGGGAGAACAGAUAGCUUUCUGGAAGCUCCUGGAGCAGGAGGAUGAUAAACAGGCCGCGGCACCAUUGGCUAUGUUGAUUGUCCUCUCCAUCUCCGAGUCGCCUUCAGCAGAGCCAACCCGAUACACGAUGCCGCCUGGAGUUGCGCACCAAGAUGGCCAGGCAUACGUGGACCUGCUUCACCCCAGCAAGAUGGCCGUUGUGGAUGCUCAGGGGAACCAGUCACUUCUGCUGGUACCUGGUGGCUUGGAGGCCGUCCAUGUCUCAAUAUUUGCGCCGAUUGAGACGGUGGACGAGGAAAUGGGAGAGCAGUGGCUUCUUUGCAAGGGUGCGGAGCUCCCUCCCUUGGAGGAUGUUUGCCAGCGCUCCAUGUUCGCAUUGAUCCUCACCGCAAGUGCUUCCGUCAUCGGAUUGGCGAUCCCCUUCAUCGUUCUCCUGUUGAACUGCAGAAGCAGUGUGUACCUGAGCAUCGUGAAGAGGCCAACAAGGCCGGAGCCCAUCAGCGAGUUCGCACGGCUGACUCCAAAGCACGUGCUCUGUGCUGCAAUCGAGCACACCAUCCCGAUCCGCAACGUGAAGAUCAACGCUGGCGGCUUGGGGAAGGUCCUCGACCAGAUGCUGCGGGAGCAUCCGCCCUGUCGGCUGAGCUUGGUCCAUCCCAAGUUCGGAGAUGUAGAUUACGGUGAAUUAGAGGAGUUCACCCAGCUGACCCUGACGGUGGAUGGCAAGGAUCAUGUGGUAAUCGUCUACAGAUUGGAGGAUGAGCUCAACGGCAUCACCCGAUCAUG